Pyricularia oryzae 70-15 is the source of this 4885-nucleotide messenger RNA. RefSeq lists its product as uncharacterized. The record is from RefSeq and is a predicted model, not a curated record. Bases 2368 to 3486 code for a protein of 372 amino acids. The transcript has 3 exons. NCBI's taxonomy places the organism in Eukaryota, Fungi, Ascomycota, Sordariomycetes, Magnaporthales, Pyriculariaceae.
UUACGAGUCGUCAUUGUCGUCGUCGCUAUAACGGCAUCCGGUCAUGGUGAUUGAUCAAAUCGGCCGGUUGCCAACCAUUGUGCUGAUUUAUCGAUCGCCGGUUGCCGACCACAAACCUCCGGUAGCCUGAAAUGACUGGCCCGAUGAUUAACGAUCAAUCUGCAUUGGGGCCAGGCAAAAACACGAAUUUCCCACACUACCUACCUACCUUCAUCGAACGUGUACCUCCGGUACCAAAGUCCUCGUCUCCAAACCCUUCGUCUUUUCGUUUUCCCCUGCUGUCACUACCGCUGUCACUGUCCAGCUUUGCAUUGCAGAUUGGGCACGGACGACGUGUGCUCAUGCCUUUAUUUUAUUUUUAUUGGUAUUGUUGUUGUGAUUUAUUUUGGAUCAACAGAAGCCCAGCACUCCUCGCCAAUCCCUUCCCGUCUCAUUCAUACCUUUAUUUGAAUUUCAAGCACUUCCCUGUUAACACCAACCCUUCUUCAUCCGAAAACCAUUCUAAGGCCAUCUGACCGUCCAGAUGUCACCAAGGCAGAACUUUGCACAAUUUAAUCAUUCCGAGAGAUUAGCAAGGAGCAUAUUGCCUUUCAAGCUCGUUUCUGCCCAAAAGCCGCCCUAUCGCGCGGGACAACGGCCACAUGGCGAUGAUGCUGGGUCCCGUCUAAUGGAUUCCUCUGGGUUGGUGCCCGCACACUAGCACAAGUCGCUCCCUCCACCAGCCGGAGCCAGUGACGGCAUCGCAUCCCCUCCGCAGACCUAUGAGAGCUUGUAUUUUAUUUACUAAGUACUAUAAAAUGGGGUUACCGGGAUUCAAAGCUGUCUUGGUCCCUGUAUUCCGGGGGGGCCCCUGAUAUACUAUACAUAUUUCUACGCUCAUUUUGGUAAUGAGAAAACCCUCUUGUCCUCGAGCCGGUAUCACCGCCAUUUCGACAGAGCGAAGCGAUCGUCCCAGUGGGUCGGUCUUUUUUUCCUGCUUUCCUCGUUACUGCAUUGUUCUUAUUGUUCAGCCUUUCUUUAGGCUGGGAUUCAGGCUGUGUUUCAAAGCGUCUCGAUCGUUAUCUCUCUGCUCGGCCCCCAGUUUGAAUUGAUGAACAAACCGUGUUGAAGCUUAUAAGCACUGGUGUGUGACACCCAAGCUUAGCGGCGGGGAAAUCCCUGGUAGCAGGGCUGGCCUGGUUCGCCUGAACCACGACUCAGGUUCCUUUUCGCUUCGCCCUGGCUUUGUCACGGAACCCCCUCUCAUGACACGCGUCGUCAGGUUCUUCAAGCCAAGAGAUCCCGAGCCACUGGUUGUUGCCCGGCCUGUGGGAAAUCAAUCGACAAUGCUUGGGCAGUGGUCUGGCACCCUCGUGGCAGACAACGAAGCAACUACAUUUCCUGCACCCAAUUCGGAUCUGCUGUUCCCUGUUCAGAACGGGGUCCUUAUGGGGGUGGGAUGGAGACUGACCCUACCAUACAACCUUUGUAUCGUAAUUAAUUUUUCUGUCUUCCUUAUUGGCAAACAGCGAGGGAGAGGUCACCAGUGUGUCCGUCUGGUUUGCGGUUCUUGGGCUCAUUGCCGGUAACCACCUUAACCAAAGCCCCAGACGGUUUCUGAUGCAGGUGCAUAUAAAACCAAACCCAUAGGCCGAUGUGAAAUUCUCGGGGAUGCUGUACAAGACCCUAUCCCCCUCGUUAUUCUAAUUCCUUGCUCUGCCGACUCGAUAGCUUCUUCCCUUCGACAGGGGGAAUGGCCAGGCCAGACGGUGCCUUUCGUGCUCGACUCACUGUCCGGAACAGUACGCAAAGGCUGCUACUUUAACCUUUUUCCCUGUCGCUCCCGCUCUUCCAGCGCUGGACAAGGAACCACUGGCGAGCCCGCCUUUGGCAGUCAACAAGUCCACUUCUAAUGCGAUCACCUGCUCACCCAAUUUUAAACGGGUACAAUACCGUCGAGACAAGAAAGGAAAAAUAAAAUAAAAAAUAAGAGAAAAAAUAAAAUAAACCUAUCUCCAGAAGGGGAUUUUUUUCUGUUCUUGGGGGUUCCCUGAGAUUCUGACGAAAUUUUUCGUCCGGUCCUGCAGUUUGGUCUGGAUCUUGCCCACUGGAUUGGAUUGGGUCGUAUGCCCACCGGACAAAUUGGCUACUCGCGAGCCAAAAUAAAGCCCACCAAGAGUUUGGGAGCAAUUUUUUUUUUCCCUCCCCUGCCGAAGGAGUUCGCAGCCGGCCUGUUAUACUGCUCGGUUACGCUGCCGAAUUAUCAUCCUCCCACUUUCUGCUUGUUUGCUCCAUCCAUCAUCUCGAUACGCCUGCCUGCCUGCCUGCCUGCCUGUCACCAGUGCAAUUGGAAAAUAAACGCUGCUGCUGACAGCUAGCCAGCCCACCAUGGUUGGCAGAGAAAUGCCACAACCGGACUUUGCAUACAUGUCAUCUGUUCCUGGCAAUGGGCCGUGGGGUCCAGGUUCAACUCGAAGCCCUGUCUAUUCCGAUGGCUUCCAUCAGCAGCAAAACCAAAACCAGAGCGCCGCCAUAAAGAAUGCUUUUCACAGGCCACCGCCAAGUCUUCAAUACGCGCCCGCGACGUCUUCAUUUAGCCUGCCUACAAGUGUGUCGGCUGGUAAUCAUGCUCCACAUGCACCAAGCCACCUCUCCCGAGCCGAGGCCGCCUUCUCGUCGGCAGGCGCAUUCAAUGGGCGACCUCCGCCGGGGGUCUUUGCCGCCAAUGCGCCACCACCGAACUUCAAUGCGUUCAAAAAUCCGGCAUCCAAUGGCUGGGAUCCGCAAGGGAGGUUCUCGCCUUCGGACUCGCUCGACGACAUCAUGGCGUCGCCAAAUUUAUCCGAUUACUCGUUAGAUAACGGUGUGGGAACUACGCCGCCAGAAGGCAAGGGCGGGAAGCAUGGUGGCAAGGGAGGGCCUGGUGGCAGGCCACAGCGACGACCAUCGAACCGCGACGAGUUUGACGGGCCGCAUCAAUUCCUGCAGCGGCCCCCGCCGGAAUAUGUCGCAAUGCAGGAGAGGGAGCUGCCGCACCUCCCCACUAACUUGCUGGUACAGGAGCAGGACAGCGUUCUGACGCAGGUCAACGACCGGCUAUCGCAGUGCGCAUACGACUUUGUAGCCAAGUAUCAGUUUCCGAUACCUCUGACCCAGGACAUGCGACCUGUAGAACGGCCGCAGGAUAGGGAGUGGACCGAGUGGGUGUAUCUGUUGAAGCGCCUCGCCACCAAAAGGCGGAUUCCGGCCAGGGUCCUGUACAAUGGACAGAUCAAGCAGUUCGUCACGAUCCUGGAGAACUCUCUCGAAAUGAGGCAUGCGGCAAAGCAUCAAUCGAGGCCGCUUAAGGAUGACAGGAACAUCCUCCAGCUGAUAUCUGCCGGCAUCCAGGUGGCCAAGAUCCUGAAAGACGCGCCUGCCAUGGAUUACCUUGAUAAGCUUUACGUCUCGACCGAGAAACAGAUACAGGAGAGAGCCGCCGCGGCCGCAGCCAGAUUUCGGAGCUAGGAGGGCGGGACGGUAACACGAUAACGUCACAUCCCGGCAUGGCGCUUUUCUUUGCACACUGUCAUCUAUUCCCCAGUUUGGGACACGCCCAAAACACACACAAACCAACAGAUACCGUUUUUUGAUCGGCUGGCCUUUUUCGGCUCAAGUUGCCUAUAGGGUUACUCUGUUCCCUGCAAAACCAAGCUUCUUUUUUUGGUUAACGGUACCACCGCCGCCCUGCUUGGAGCAGCCUUUGCGGGUUGGCUAUAGGUCACAGCUAUAACAGACACUUUAGACGAAAGAUCCUGCCUCAGCAAUAUUGUUUUCUCUAGUUUCUGUUUUUGGCCGUUGUUGGUAUAUCUCGGGAUUACAAGACGUUUUUUUUUCAGUUCUUUCUCCUUUUCUGUUGGCUUCGAUUGGAGGUUACUCUUACUCCAAAAACAUAUAAACACUCAGGUUCAGGCUACUGUCAGCUUAUAGGGAAGGGUGCAUUUUUGUUUCGAGGAAGAUUUUUGGGGGAUAUUUGGAGGAUUCUUUUUUUUUCUUUUUUACAUAUAUUUGGGCGGUUCAGUGACACUAACCAGCCAGCACGGGUGGUAGACGACUGAUGAGUGGCUACGCUCCGGGAUGCUGUUGGGAAACUACAGGUGAUGUCUUAUGCGGGGCCGGGUUAUCUGUUUUUAAGGGGAUUUUCUUUUGGUCUUGUUUUCUUUUUUUUUCAUGUUUCUUUCACGUCUUGGAAGUCCUGGUCCGGGACUGCCGAUGUUGUUUGGGCUUUUGACGACUUGUUAGGGUUCGUCUGUGAGAGCCUAAAGAAGAGAGAGAGAGAGAAGGGGGGGGAGAGAGAAAACACCAAACUACUGCGCAAACCACUCUAGGGCACACCUGGACCCCGAUGCUUCGGCGACAAGGCCGGGGACGGCUGGACACGGAAGCACAAAAUGAGGGCUCGCACGGGAACUAGACGCAAACCUCACGUGUUGGUCAAAGCCAAUCGGGCAAGUCUUGUGUGUUUCAAAGAAAAUUUUGGGGCGAGCGGAAACGGAAAGGAGCACACGAGACGUGGGAAAAGGGUGUGCGCCUUGUCGAAGUCGGUCUGAUGCGUUUUCCAUUCCACGACAGCGGGGAGGGCUUGAGUAGCAUAAGGGAGAUUCGGGGGGCCGAGGGGGCUUUUUUAGCCGACGAGGCACUUGUGUCCGUUUGAUUCCAUCUGCAGAAUAUUGAGGCAAAAGGGGGACUUGAGCUUUUGGGCUGGAGAAGGUGGACAGAUGGGGUUGGCUCGGCGUAUGGAAUGUGAAAGGAUUACGCUGAGAACGAUAAAAGAGUAAGAAAAAAAACCGGCCAAAAAAAGACCAAAAAUCAACAAAAAAAUAAACACACCAUAUGAGAAAAAAAAAACAUGGUUAUUAUCUCUCCA